ACGAGUAGGUCCUGUGAUACGCUGGUGGAAGUAAAGGAAAUCAAACCAUCAGCUACAACAGCAGGCUGAGUGUAUUAACGAUAAAAGACCAGUAUCUGUAAAUUACCGUGUAAAGGACCGAGACAAGGCGCUUCAGGUCGCGCUGCUGGCCGUUGAAAGCCCCACAAAGAAACAAAGAUGACGGCGGCGGUGUUUUUCGGCUGCACCUUUAUUGCCUUCGGCCCGGCCAUCGCUCUGUUCCUGUUUACCAUCGCCCGGGAUCCGCUGAGGGUCAUUUUCCUCAUAGCCGGAGCGUUUUUCUGGCUGGUGUCCCUUCUGCUGGCCUCUCUGGUCUGGUUCAUCUCGGUUCAGAUCAGUAAUAAGGAGAGCGCGGCGCAGCAGAAAGGGCUCCUCAUCUUCGGAGUGGUGCUGUCCGUCCUGCUGCAGGAAACCUUCCGCUUCGCCUACUACAAGCUGCUGAAGAAAGCAAAUGAAGGCCUCCUCACUCUCAGCCAGGAGGAAACCAUGCCCAUCUCCAUACGGCAGCUGGCCUACGUGUCCGGCCUGGGCUUCGGCUUCAUGAGCGGAGCUUUCUCAGUGGUGAACAUCCUGGCAGACUCUGUGGGGCCCGGGACCGUCGGGAUCCACGGAGACUCUCAGCACUACUUCCUGUCCUCAGCCUUCAUGACCCUGGCCAUCAUCCUGCUGCACAUGUUCUGGGGCGUGGUCUUCUUCGACGCCUGUGAGAAGCAGCGCUGGUGGGCGGUGGCCGCCGUCGUCAUCAGCCACCUCCUGGUGUCCUGCCUGACCUUCCAGAACCCCGAGUACGUGGCCAGCCUGGUCCCCACCUACAUCAUCCUGUUCGUGAUGGGCAUUUGGGCGUUUUACUCCGCCGGCGGCUCCCUCAGGAACCUCAAACUCUGCCUCACCUGCAAAGACAAGGACUUCCUGCUCGCCAACCACCGGCCCAGAUAACGCAGCACACAGGGCGCUGUGCAGGACUCUUUACCCAAAGAUGACCGAGUUCACAAACACACACACACACACAAACACACACACACACAGAACACAGCGAGGAAGCAGAGUUAACCUUCUGUUAAUCUGCUGUUUCACUAAGAGGUAUUUCAUCUUCAAUCUAAACACGUAAAAGAAGAAUCAGAGAAAGGUCCUUGAAUGAAAGGAACCAAAUAUUUGGAUUCAUGUCCACCUCAGUUUGUAUAAUUCAAAAAUACAAAAUGUCUUAAAUCUAGCUGAUAGUGUCCCCUGUUUGUUGCCUGAUGCUUCGAAACGAACUGACAAAAGGUGUUUUAGAUGGAAACGUUUCACAUUCUGUAAAUAUUCCAAUGUUUUCAACUAUCUUCUUUUCAAAUGUGUCAAAGGGUGGAUUUCUCAUUUCUGAUCAGAACUCUUUGUGUAAAUAUUUAUGCAUUUUUAAUUCCCUGCUGUGUAGAUAGUGAAAUCUUUUUUUCAAGAUGUGAUAUCUUUUAGUCAGUGUAAGAACUUGCCUUUGAUUUGAAAUGAACACAGAUUGACAGAAGCCGAGAGGACAUGACCUCCGUUUGUUUGAUCGCAGUUAUCUAGAGACCAUGACUUUCUCACUUCUGUAGGGCAAUUAAAUGAAAUCACCAUGACUUCCUUUAGUUGAUUCUUUUGUUCCACGCUUGAGUAUUUAUGUCUCAAAGAUAAUGGUUACUAAUUAGAAGGCUGAAUGCAUAAACAUUUCAUUCCAUCUAAUUUGCACGCUUUUGGCCAAUUGUACUUCUCAUGGUAUUCCAAAUCGCUCUAACGUAUCACAAUUCAGUCCCACAGGAAUUAAAACAUUUUAAUUGAUAGACUUUGCGGCUUUCAGUGACCUGAAAUCCUAUGAAAUAUAGUUGAAUCCUGUUCUUGAGAGAAUACAAAUGUUUAAUAUCGCCAAGUGAGUCCUUAUCAAAAGGAUUCAAAUGAAGAGUCUCAGCUUCCGUGUAGAUAAACGGAUGGUUCAUGUACUUUAUUUCUCACUCCCGUGUGUACACAAAUCCACUAUUAUAAAAACACAAAUAGGAUUAAGAACAGGUGGACAUUUGGCCUCCAUGAUUUUUGAAUGUUGAAUUUCUUUGUUGCCUUUUCUUUUUGUUUGUGAGUGCAGGAGUUCUCAUGAAUACUCCAAAAUCAACGAAGGUUUUCCAUUUGCACCUGAUUUAGUUUUUGUGUUGACCUGCUUGUACAGUUUGUAUAGAUGACAUUCCCCCAUGUUUCUACCAGUGAACUAGCUUAAGGUGAUGCUUAGAACAUGUUUUUUGACUUUAUUCCAAACAUAAUCAAAUAACGCUGGUUCACAAAGAUAGAGAAGACUUAGUUUAUGCAGUUCACCUACAGAUUCAUUAGUGCAGACCAUAAUAGAAUCCUGCAAUAAAAUCUCCCUUCAUAAAGGUUA
Molecule: messenger RNA, 2395 nt
Organism: Trematomus bernacchii (emerald rockcod)
Lineage: Eukaryota; Metazoa; Chordata; Actinopteri; Perciformes; Nototheniidae
Gene: aph1b
Product: APH1B gamma secretase subunit
Exons: 6
Coding region: 178-954 (258 amino acids)
Biological process (GO): Notch signaling pathway; protein processing; positive regulation of catalytic activity
Cellular component (GO): gamma-secretase complex; membrane; endoplasmic reticulum
Molecular function (GO): protein-macromolecule adaptor activity
Source: RefSeq, a predicted model, not a curated record